UUUCAGCGGCAGACGUCCCAGCCAUCGGAAGCUCAGUGCUGCAGUAAGAGCCACUCUCCUAGAACACCGACCGCCAUCAUGACCGACGCAGCAAUCUCCUUCGCCAAGGACUUCUUGGCCGGCGGUGUGGCCGCUGCUAUCUCCAAGACCGCUGUAGCGCCCAUUGAACGAGUCAAGCUUCUGCUUCAAGUCCAACAUGCAAGCAAACAAAUCACAGCUGAGAUGCAAUACAAAGGAAUCAUGGACUGCGUUGUCCGUAUCCCCAAAGAACAAGGUUUCAUUUCUUUUUGGCGUGGUAACCUUGCCAAUGUGAUCAGGUAUUUCCCAACCCAGGCCCUCAACUUUGCCUUCAAAGACAAGUACAAGAAGGUCUUCCUUGAUAAUGUUGACAAGAGGACCCAGUUCUGGCGUUACUUUGCUGGAAACCUGGCAUCUGGUGGAGCUGCUGGAGCCACCUCCUUGUGCUUCGUCUACCCACUUGACUUUGCUCGUACCCGUCUAGCUGCUGAUGUUGGAAAGGCCGGCGCUGGCAGGGAAUUCAGUGGUCUUGGUGAUUGCCUUGCCAAGAUUUUCAAAUCCGAUGGGCUUAAAGGUCUCUACCAAGGUUUCAACGUGUCUGUCCAGGGAAUCAUCAUUUACAGAGCUGCUUAUUUUGGAAUCUAUGACACAGCUAAAGGUAUGCUUCCAGAUCCCAAGAACACACACAUAUUCGUCAGCUGGAUGAUUGCUCAGUCAGUAACAGCAGUGGCAGGCUUUGCCUCUUACCCAUUUGACACAGUCCGUCGUCGUAUGAUGAUGCAGUCUGGAAGGAAAGGAGCUGAGAUCAUGUACAGUGGCACAAUUGACUGCUGGAAGAAGAUUGCAAAAGAUGAGGGUGGCAGAGCUUUCUUCAAGGGUGCCUGGUCCAACGUGCUCAGAGGCAUGGGUGGUGCUUUUGUCUUGGUCUUGUACGAUGAGCUCAAGAAAGUCAUCUAAGUUUAUCCUUGUUCAGAUGUCUGUGACCUGGCAUGCUGUAUUAUGUAACAUACCCUGAAUGUUCUGGACUUUCUAUAUUUUUUUGUCAAGCACACCUUUUAUUUAUGAAAUGUAACUGGUAACUUUACUGGUUGAUAUUUGGGGAAACAAGUUUAUUCCAUUUCACCAGCUUUACACAUUAACAUAAAUCAUUCCCUUUAUACCCACUUACUACCAGUGGGGCCUGCAUUUGUAGUGCACAUCUGAUAGGUGGGCUUACCUGAUGGGACUCAAUUCAACGUUUUCUUUAUUUUUUAUUUCGGUCAUUCAUGUUUUUAAAUAACCUAGGUUGGAGGAAAUAAAAAAUAUGGAUCUA
Molecule: messenger RNA, 1330 nt
Organism: Rana temporaria (common frog)
Lineage: Eukaryota; Metazoa; Chordata; Amphibia; Anura; Ranidae
Gene: SLC25A5
Product: solute carrier family 25 member 5
Exons: 4
Coding region: 79-975 (298 amino acids)
Biological process (GO): mitochondrial ADP transmembrane transport; mitochondrial ATP transmembrane transport
Cellular component (GO): mitochondrial inner membrane
Molecular function (GO): ATP:ADP antiporter activity
Source: RefSeq, a predicted model, not a curated record